Messenger RNA from Formica exsecta, 2305 nucleotides. RefSeq names its product LIM and SH3 domain protein Lasp. Gene Ontology annotation, cellular component: focal adhesion. The coding region runs from base 634 to 1602 and encodes 322 amino acids. The record is from RefSeq and is a predicted model, not a curated record. The transcript has 6 exons. Gene Ontology annotation, molecular function: actin filament binding. NCBI's taxonomy places the organism in Eukaryota, Metazoa, Arthropoda, Insecta, Hymenoptera, Formicidae.
AAGUCGUCAGUCGUCAGUUCAGUCGCCGUAUUGACUAGUGUAGUGCGAUCCACCAUAGCUGUCAGUUGACGGUUUUUUUGUGGAUAGUCGAGAGGACGAGAGGCCAGUGCGGUUUGAUGCGGUUGGUGCCCGUGCGAGCUCAAGAGUGUUUCCGCUACGUUUUCGUGGGUCUCGUGCGAAAAGAAUAAAGGGAGAGAGAGAAAACUCGGAGAAGAAGUGAGAAACAAGCGGUGCGACAGUUAAUCGGAAAAUACAGUCGAGUCAUCGCGACGUUUUUCCCGCCGGAUUUUCGUGAGCACAAGCAGGCGCCAACGAUUUGAGCAGGCAGUUUUAUAUUUAGCAAUUCGGUCGUUCGGAUGUGUCGCUAGUGUAUAUAUCACGCACGUGCAAAUACCGACUCCUCCCCGCCGUACAUACAUACGUGCAUACGUGCGUGCGUAUGUGCGUGUAUGCGUGUAUGCGUGUGUGCUUACUAUCGUUCAGUACUUGGGACUGAAAAAUUAGGAUAUAGACAAGAAGCGUGCAUAAUAUCCGCGGAAAGCAGACUAAAGUGUGUGAGUGGUGGUGAAUAUACGGGAGAAGAGAGGAAGAAAUAUUGUACGGCAAGACGUAGCCGAGGAAGAGGAGAGAAAGAUGAGCAAGACGUGCGCUCGCUGUGAGAAGACGGUCUAUCCGAUCGAGGAGCUCAAAUGCCUCGACAAGAUAUGGCACAAGCAAUGUUUCAAGUGCCAGGGCUGCGGUAUGACCCUGAAUAUGCGGACGUACAAAGGUUUCAACAAACAGCCAUAUUGCGAAGCACACAUACCAAAAGCCAAAGCCACCACGAUGGCGGAGACACCGGAACUGAAGCGUAUCGCGGAGAACACGAAGAUACAGAGUAAUGUGAAAUACCAUGCCGAAUUUGAGAAGGCGAAGGGGAAAUUUACGCAGGUAGCGGACGAUCCAGAGACUCUCAGAAUCAAGCAAAACAGUAAGAUAAUCUCGAAUGUCGCUUAUCACGGCGAGCUCGAGAAGAAGGCGAUCAUGGAGCAAAAGAGGACAAUGACGGGAGAAAAUGGCGAACAAAUAGAAUAUGUAGAGUACACAGACGGUACGAUCGCCCCUGCAUCGAGUUUAAACGCCAAUCCGCCGCCUCCAAGAACGGCGAAUUCGCCGGUACAGAGGACACCAGGUAGGAUCGCUGAUUACGAUCCCCUUAGCGAAGCGAGGCCAAGUCCUUAUUCCGCAAGGCAAGCUGCUACUACUGUCAUUUACACGAGUGAUAAGGGACCAGUGACGAAUCCGCCGACACGAAAAAUCGGCUCGGUUGCUGACAUCGAUCCAGUAAACGAAUAUUACGGAUCGUUAACGCCAGCCACAACAAUAAACAAUAAUCAGCAUCAACUUCAGCAUCAACCGCCGCCACCGCCCUCUAACGUUGGGAGAGUAUACAGAGCGAUGUAUGACUACGAGGCUCAAGACCUUGAUGAAGUGAGUUUCUGCGACGGCGAUUUGAUCGUCAAUUGCACAGCCGUCGACGAGGGUUGGAUGACCGGAUUGGUGCAGCGUACGGGGCGACACGGCAUGCUACCUGCUAAUUAUGUCGAACCGGCGCAGAUUUAAAUAUUUGUUUUUCAUAUCGAGCUUCUAUUCGCUAACUAACUAUUAUCGUUAUUUAGAUCGCAGCGCGCUUAAUCGGUGCGUUUUGAUGAAAGAAGAGAGAGUAAAAAAAAAUGCGCGAUACAAUACUCGAAGCAAUGCUUCUAUCCAGUUUUUGUUAUUCGUAAGAUUAUUCAUUUCAUCGAAACGUCAUUUUAGGAAACGAGAUACCGAAAUGUUUCAUGGAGAAACUUUAGUUUUUUUAUUCUAAUAUAUAAAUUUUUCAAUCAUUCUUAUCUUGACAUCAUAUCGAUGUCUAUUUGGAUAAAGUUGAGUUUCUCUAAAAUACACCGAUAGAAGAGAGACAAAUAGAUUUGUGAAUUAUAAAUUUUGAAGUCAGUUUUAUAAAUGCUCUAAAACGCGUUUUUCAUGAGUAUUCCAAUUUGACGCUAGUAGUCUUCAGCAACCGACUUCCAAAUGACAAUAUACAUGUAUAGUUGUUACAUGUUAUAGAAUUCCAUAAUGGGACCAAACUCUAUAUAACUGCGAUAAAUUAUGUCAAUUAAAAUUAGAAUUUCGACAGUUCGUGGAGUGAUAUAUGUAUAGUGCUAAUUAGCAAUUAGAGCCAAGUAUAAAAGAUGUCUUUGUGCGAAUCACUUUCUACUUCGAAGCGUUUUACUUCUUUGUUAUUACACAGUUCACAGUUAUUAAAUUAACGUUAUUUCUU